AUGGCGCCUCGGGCCGGCGACAAGAAGGAUGCACCAAAUCUAAGCAAGCUGAUUGCCGACGCAGAGACGCAGUAUGAAGUGGGCAAUCUAGACGAGGCCAUUGCCCUUGCGUCAAAAGCGCUGGAUCUGACGGGAGAGGGCGGUGAUUUCGAACUCAAAGCCUUGAACUUGCUGGGAGUCUUGCAUGUCGAGGAUGGCGAGGUCGAAGAGGCGCGGGACUACUUCCUGCGAGCGAUAAAGCUGGACGAGGAGGGCACCCUGGAUGAGAAGAUUGGCGGCGGACCUGAAAAGUUUUUGUUUCUGGCUCAGCUGAGCGAGGAGGGCGGCCAGGACAGUGUUCAGUGGUUUGAGAAGGGUGCUUCUGCGCUGCGAAAACAGAUUCAGACUUUGAACGACGUCGCCAACAAAACACUGGAGCAGCAGGCUGCUCUUGAGGAGAUGCAGAGCAAACUUGGCGGCGUCUUGUGUGCUGUUGCCGAGGUGUACAUGACGGAUCUGUCGUGGGAGACGGACGCUGAGCAGCGAUGCGAGGCUCUCAUCACCGAGGCCAUGCUCAUCGCGCCCAACUACCCCGAGACUUGGCAGACAGUGGCCAACGUGCGCAUCUCACAGGAGAGAUUGGACGAGGCCCGUACAGCGCUGAAGCGAAGCCUGGAGCUCUGGCAGGACUUGCCCCCGGAGCACCCCUCGGUGCCAGAGUUCCCCACCAGAGUCAGCCUGGCGCGAUUGCUCAUGGAGACGGAGAUGGAGGAGCAGGCUCUCGGCGUGCUGGAGCGCCUGGUCACAGAUGACGAUUCCAGCGUCGAGGUCUGGUAUCUCGGAGGCUGGUGCCUGUAUGUUGCGGGCGAGAAGCUGCGCGAGGCGAAGCCCCAGCAGAACGGCACCGAGGGCGCCAGCGAGGAGUGGAAAGCGACGUGGGGGUACGCGAGGAAGUGGCUCAGCCAGUCUCUGAAGCUGUACGAGCUGCAGGAAUACGAGGACGACAGGUUGGGCGAGCACGCGGUGGAGCUUUUGCAGAGCAUCAACAAGGAGCUUGGCGAGCCUCCGGAGGGAGAAGACGAGGAGGAGUGGUCUGGCAUUAGCGAUGAUGAGGAUGAUGAUGAUGACGAGGAGAUGCAGGAUUAG
Messenger RNA from Trichoderma aggressivum f. europaeum, 1125 nucleotides. RefSeq lists its product as uncharacterized. The transcript has a single exon. Lineage: Eukaryota; Fungi; Ascomycota; Sordariomycetes; Hypocreales; Hypocreaceae. The coding region runs from base 1 to 1125 and encodes 374 amino acids. Gene Ontology annotation, molecular function: protein binding. The record is from RefSeq and is a predicted model, not a curated record.